This is a messenger RNA of Microthlaspi erraticum, 738 nucleotides long. Lineage: Eukaryota; Viridiplantae; Streptophyta; Magnoliopsida; Brassicales; Brassicaceae. The record is from the annotation of a GenBank genome assembly.
AUGGCUUUCCAGAUGGAUCGACACCACCAAGAGCAGAGGAUCCAGGCAGCUAGGCAUCAGUUUGAGUUCGAGAUCAAUAAACCAUUAUUGAACUAUAUAAAAGAGAACCGAGAUCUCUUGGAAGAUCUAGGAUAUCUAGCGAGAAGGGAACUCAUUAAGGCUAAAGUGAGAAAUGUCAAUAGUGUUCCCACUGUUCCAACAUCUGCCUUGACUGUUCCAGCAGAGAGUGAGAAUGUUGUUGUCCCAGCAGAUGUUCCAACUGUUCCAGCCGAUAGUGUUGAAUUACUCGGUCGAGGUCAUCGAACCAAAUUUCCAUCAACUCGUCUAGAUGGUUUUGUCACCUCAGAUGUUUCUGGUUGUUCUCGUCGUAGCUAUCUUGCAGCAGUACUAGCUGCUGAUACAACUACGACACAUCUACCGUCUACCUCAUUAUAUCCCAUUGAUCAUUAUCUCGAUCAUGGGAUGGGAAGUUCUCUACGGGUCAUCGGGCUUUUCUUACUUCUCUUUCAGCUGAUCAGGGCGCAGCAUUCAUUUCCAGAAGCGGUCCAAGAUGAUCGUUGGUGUGUUGCUAUGAGGGACGAGAUUAAUGCUCUUGAAAGGAAUGGAACUUGGAAGUUGGAAUCUUUACCAGUUGGAAAGAAAGCGAUAGGUUGUAAAUGGGUUUUUCAAAUCAAGCACAAAGCUGAUGGAUCGAUUGAGCGGCUCUUGCUGCUUGUGCUUGUUCUGCGCAUUCUCUAA